GCGUGGUCUCCAGUGUCCUGUCAGUCGAUCGUGGGCGUCCGUCUCGUCGUCAUCGCCGCCGCCGUCGUCGUUGUCGCCGUAGUAGUAUCCUCGGCGGUCGCGUUCUACCCCGCGAAGAACGCGUGCUGUCGCGACACAAUCAACCGCGUUCACGGAGCACAUCGCGCAACUGCUCUCGUUCGGAGUCGACAACCGUGUCCGAAACCGCGGUCGAAACGGAAUAUCUUUGUACGGUUUAAUAUUUUUUCGUACCAAACGCAUUUAUUAUUUGUUGUUAGCGAGAGAGUGAGUGAGAGAGCGCGCGCAAGCGUGGGUGUGUGUGGGUGUGUAUGCAUUUUAGUUCGCUCGUUGGUUCGUGUGCCGCCGUUCUUGUUGUCGUAGCGAGGCGUUUUUGCCAGUGUUUCGUGUAACGAAAAGUGAGUAACAGAAAAAUAAAAAAUACGAUCGGAAGAAAAAAAAACAGAUCUCAAUCGACUUUAAGAGUGCUGCCGUCAACACGUGACCGUCCCAAUCAGGAGCGUCAUCAUCCGCAUUACUGAUAUCAAUCUAAUCACUGAAUGAAAAUUCAUUGUAUUUUCCAACGGAUUGCAAAAGAAUUGUAAAAAAUAACGCAUCCAGCUACCAAUUUAAACUAACAGAUAUGGUUCAAAAAUUUAAAAAAGAUCAAUUGACAUUUGUUUAUUUGAUAUAAAGCUCUACUCGAUUUAAAAUUCAAACUAAGGAAACGUGAAAUGGUACUCAGGUGAUGGACAAACGGUUCGCUAUGAUUCCAUUUGCACUUUCCUGCAAGUCAUUAUUUUAUUGGUUCUGCUGUUUUCUUAUAGUCAUCAUAGUUCGACCAGCUGACACAAAAGAAUGUCGUUCGGCUCUUGGAAUGGAAUUUAGCAAAAUUCCCGACCACAAGAUCACAGCUAGUUCUUCGUACGAAGUAAAAUCAGUUGGACCGCAGAAUGCUAGAAUCCGUCAAGAGAAGAACGGUGGUGCGUGGUGCCCGAAAGCGCAGAUCAGCAGUGAAGUUCGGGAAUACCUGGAGAUCGAUUUGGAUGAAGACCAUUUGAUCACGUGGACCGAAACCCAAGGGAGAUGGGGCAACGGCCAGGGACAGGAGUUCACCGAGGCCUUUACCGUGGAGUACUGGAGAAAGUCCAUCGGCCGAUGGGUGGAAUACAAGGACUCAAGGGAUAACAAAGUACUGCCGGGCAAUGUAAAUACCUAUUUGUCUGUCAAUCAAGAAUUUGAACUACCAUUCGUGGCGAGUAGAAUACGUUUUGUGCCCUUCAGUGCUCAUCCUAGAACCGUUUGUAUGCGGGUCGAAAUAUACGGAUGUCCGUGGGAACAGAGCGUAGUGAACUACAUCGCGCCCAGAGCUGACACCGAAUUUGAAGACGUCAGUUACGAUGGAGACUUGGGACGAUCAUUCAUGACAGGUGGUCUGGGAAUGCUAACAGAUAGCUUGUAUGGAGCCGAUGAUUUUUUGCAGUUUGAUUUGCAAUUCCAUAAGCCUCUCAGUAAAAGAUGGGUCGGCUGGUCGAACGAUUCCACUGGUAAUAAGUUAGACUUGGUUUUCGAAUUCAACGGAUUCCGAAUGUUCAAAGAAGUCAAAAUACACACCAGUCAUAUACCGACCAGAGACGUCAAAGUGUUUAGCAUGGCGUUGAUUUACGUCAGCUUGGACGGGGACAAAUGGCAAGAAUGGCCGAUAAAGUUGAGCACAAAGUCGGAGGCCAUUAAGGACACCGCUGUAAACAUAACCAUCAAUCUGAAGAGUCGGGUGGGUCGGUAUAUCAAGAUAUGUCUCUAUUUUUCUGCUCGAUGGAUACUCAUCAGUGAGGUCUCGUUUGAGUCCGAAUUGGUGGCCGCUAAUAUAACCGAGAGAUUGUUAUCACAAUAUUACACACAAAAGGAAACUGGAUACGAACUCCGCCAGAGUGGCGAUACAACGCAUGCAAGGAAAGAAGUCACCACAGGACCUAGUCCUGGUAACAGCACACAAACGUACGUUGGCCUAGUGACCGGAUCGCUGGCCAUGACCGUGCUGCUGGUGGCUGGUGUAGUGGUUGGUCUAGCGCUAAAACGUGGUCGACAAAAAGUUGCACUGCUCCAGUUUAAACAAGCCACGCUAGGAGCACCCAAACAGCAGUCGAUCAACAUGAAGCAUUUGAAUAUGUCCAAGGCCGCCGUAGGAUCGUCAUCACUAUACGGCCGCUCAGGUGGCAUUAUCGGUGGCGGAGUUAGUGGUGGUGGUGUUGGCGGUGGUCACGUCGGCCACGAGUCCGAGGACAGUGACAACUCUUCGGUGUACCACGAGCCUUACAAGCGACUGCCGUCAGUCAAAAACCACGACUACGUGCCCACCACGUUUCUGUUUAAGAAAGACGUGUCAGCGUUGACCACCAGUAAAAGUAGCGAAUACACGGACUUUACAAGUGUCGGUAGUUUCGGGCAGGAUGAAGUCAAGUACUCCUCCCCGUCUAUGUACACUCUGAACCCACCACCCCCACCCAGUACUAGACCACCGCCACUUUUGCAGUCCGAACAGCUGAACAAAUCACUGCCAGCCAACCUGCACAACUAUUACGCGGCUAUCGACAUAAUCAAAACGGAACGCAAAGAGCAGCAUUUCACACCGGGUAAAUUCACGUGCAUGAAGCUGCCGGAAGACAAACAGGAAGAAUGCAGCCAAACGUCACUGUACGAGAUAUCUCGGAACAGGCUGCGAGUGAUUGAAAAACUGGGUGAAGGCAAUUUCGGAAUGAUCCACUUAUGCGAAACGGAUGGGAUACCCGAAUACAAUGCCACGUCUACGUUCCACAAAAGACAAGUGAUCGUCAAAUCGCUUCGGCGCGGCUGCGGCGAACAAAACAAACAAGAGGUAAUAAGAGAGACCAAGUAUUUAUACACAGUUCGGGAUCCCAAUUUGGCACGAAUCGUGGGUGUCUGUAGUCCAGACGAGCCUUUAUGUAUUAUACAGGAAUAUUGCGAAUUUGGUGACUUACCGAGUUUUCUAAAGUUACAAACCACUGAAUCCACGGAAGCUCAUCCGACAAUCAAUUAUGGUUGCUUGCUGUACUUUGCUACUCAGAUUGCAUCAGGCAUGAAACAUUUAGAAGGUAAAGGAAUCGUUCACAGGGAUUUGGCUGCAAGAAAUUGCUUAGUAGGCAAAAACUAUUCGUUAAAGAUUUCCGAUCACGCGUUAUACUGUAGUCAAUAUGACUCAGAUUAUUACAUUAGCGAUACCAAAUCCAGACUACCAAUUAGAUGGAUGUCAUGGGAGAGUUUACUACUGGGCAAGUAUACGUCAAAGAGCGACGUCUGGUCAUUCGCAGUCACUCUGUGGGAGAUACUGAUGUUUUGCAGUCACCAGCCUCUGGCGGAGAUGACCAACGAACAGGUGGUGGAAAACGCUAACCACAUGUACCUGGCUAAUAGCAAACACAGGUACGUGGAACCGCCACCCAGCUGUCCUCGCGAAAUGUACGAUAUCAUGGCCGAGUGCUGGAAGCGCAGCGACUCGGAUAGGCCAAAGUUCUCGGAAAUACAUCUGUUUCUGCAACGUAAAAAUCUCGGUUACAUCCCGGUAAUAUAAUGAUGACAAUGAUGAUAUGGACAAUGGUUAUGUCAUUAUGUGUAAGUAGUGUGUACACGCAGCCGAAAAAAAAUAAAUAUACACUGUUCCUUCUAUCCCGGUUUCUAUCGAUCCCUCUUUCCAGGACUAUUUUGUUACCUAUAUAAUAUAAUCGUAUAUAUAUUUACAUAAAUAUAUAUAUAUAUACUUAAUGUCUUAAUGUUCAUAUUCAUGAACGCAGAAAAUAAGUGCAUAACAAUACACUACAUUAUAAUAUUUCAUAAGACUGCAUUAAUAUACUAAUCACGCGUAAUUUAAUCCCAUUCACCGCCCAUGUUUGGUGUCCGAACUCGGUAAUUGGUGGUCACCUAAUACGCGUCAAGUGACCGAUGUAUUAUAUGGUGAAUUGAAACGGGAUCGAGUUCAUUUGUUCCAACUUGUUCCUAACCAAACCUAACCAGCAACUGUUAUAGUGCGUACUGCGUGUGUAGGUGAUGUUGUUUUGAUGAUAUACUUAAUACAGUUUCAAAUAAAAAUACGCUAAAACAUAUUUUAUAUCCCCUAUGGUCAAAGUUGCUCAUAAUCGAACGAUAUUCAAUGUAUUUUUUUCAAAAAUCGAUUUAUUUUCCAAACGAUUCCCGAUGAAGAUUUUCCAACAUAAAUCUACUAUAAUGACAAAGACCUAACUUAACCACAACAUUCUAACAGUCUAACACACUAUGUCUUCCAAAAGUGUUAAUAUACGAGUAUUAUAAUGAAGCGAAAGUCGUGGAAAUUGAUUUAUAAAACCUAGUUGGUAAAUAGUUAUUCCUAGGAAAAAAAAAUUAAUUUAAAAACUACUUCUUCUGUGACUCAUAAACUUGUAUACCUUCUUACUUAAAUAUAUAUAAGUAUACAAUUUUGAAUUCAUUUUCUUUGUAAAUACUUUUGUAUAAGAUUGAGGAUAUUAUCCGAAAAUAUUAACGAUCGAACACACAAACACACGCACGCGCAAAUGAGUGUAAACAUUUCUUAUGAGUAUAAAUAUAUUAUAUUAUUUUUAUUUAAUUUAAUUUUUAUUUUUGUUUAA
Messenger RNA from Sipha flava (yellow sugarcane aphid), 4634 nucleotides. RefSeq names its product discoidin domain-containing receptor 2-like. The transcript is spliced from 18 exons. Gene Ontology annotation, cellular component: signaling receptor complex. The coding region runs from base 746 to 3586 and encodes 946 amino acids. Gene Ontology annotation, biological process: protein phosphorylation; cell surface receptor protein tyrosine kinase signaling pathway; multicellular organism development. The record is from RefSeq and is a predicted model, not a curated record. NCBI's taxonomy places the organism in Eukaryota, Metazoa, Arthropoda, Insecta, Hemiptera, Aphididae. Gene Ontology annotation, molecular function: collagen binding; ATP binding; protein tyrosine kinase collagen receptor activity.